GAUUGUUUCAUUUAUUUAUUUACUCUAUUAAUUGCAUUCAUUUCGUCUGGUAUUCUUUACUUUAGAAUUUUGAAGUAUCAGGUAAGAAAAAAAAUUGAUUAUGGAAAAAUAAAGAUGCAUUUACUUAAAUGAUAAUAUGAAAUGUUUAGGGAUCGUUUGGUUGAGAAGUAAUAAUAGUGAAAGUUAUUUUUGUAUUUUUAGGCCAAUUUUAAUGACCAACUUUUAAUUACUAUUUUCGUAUUAGUAUUACUAAUUAUUAGAGUUUAGUAAUUUAGUUAGUAAAAUAUGUUUAUAACUAGAUAUAGCUCGCCAAACAUUGGCGACAGCAAUGUGUGAAUUUGAGAAAUCUACAAAAGUUACUUGACAAAUUAUGAACUCAAGUAACCAUUUUUUAGUUUAAGACAAUUAAUUAGUAAUUGAAUUAAUUAAGAAUCCCAAUUUUUGCUUCCGCUUCACCCCCCCCCCCUUCCCUCCGUGAUAUGUCACUGCACACUUUUUAUUUCAUGCCCAUGAGCUAAAUUAAAUAUUCUGAUGUCCCAACCACUUUUAAACUGAAUAUUUAUUACACUAUAUUUAAAUUGAGAGAAGAAAAUUAUACGCACCAAACGCAGUUGCGUUAUUUAAAAAAAUAAUCAUUUAGGGUAGUUAUCAGGAAUUAUAAUUUGCAUGCUACUGAACUCAUUAUUAAACCAUACUUUCUUUCAAAUUUUAGAACCUUUUGAAAUAUACUCUCAAAAGCAAAUAAGGAAGCUGUCCAUUAGGAAGCAGUCCAGAGUCACACCAGAAGCAUAAUAUAUAUGAGAUUAUUAGUGUUACUAGUUAUAUCCCUCCAAAAAAAUGGUGGUGGCAAUGCGUGAACUUACAAUCCACUCUUUCACAGCCGCCCUAAGUAAAUAUUAUAUUUCCUAUAUAAUUAAUUUCAUCCCGGGAUCCACAGAUAAGAGUCCAUUUUACCCCGAUCUCUCGAGAUAAGCGAAUCCGCCGAGAGGAGUAGCCCUUGACUGGAGUCAUCCAACAAUUGAACACUAUUUUGGCCACCAUCCGUUAAAGUCAUAAACCUCAUCGGACUGGAUGCCCCCCCCCCCCCCAAAAAAAAAUGUUUAUUAANGCGCCAGCCCCCCCCCCCUCAACCAAUCAUUCUAUUCUCCCUUGGCCUCUACAUAUAUAAUCCAAAUCAAUCUACUCUCAUUACACCCCUUCCCCAUGGCAUACACCUACUAACGUCCAUUCUUUUCAACCCUUACCCACAUGCCUUACUCUCAACUCCAACACUCAUUUAUUUCUCCCAAAGCCUCACCCUCCUCCCCUACCCUCCAACCAUCACUCUUAGGCUGUUCCACCCUCUUUACAAGCUCAGCUCUUUCCCCCACCCUCUCCCCCAUUUCCAACACAUCGUCCUACACUGGUCAUACUUAAUAGUAAUUUAUUUCAUUCAUGUGUUACAUUUAUAAAUAAUUCUUCCAUUUAGCGCAAGCUCAGCAUUUAAAAAAAAAAAUAAUAAUGUUAACAGAGAAAGAAAGAAGUUUAAAAAUUCAAUAAAUUAAGUGUGUGAGUAAAGUAAUUAAUUAAAAUAGCUGCUAUUAGGCACCAUUAUAUUGCAAAGGUUUUGAUUUUGUCAAUUGGCACAGACCCUUACCCCCAAACCUCUCUUUCUUAUUACCACCUCCUCAAGCCCCACCAAAUUUCCAAACCUUAUUAUCAUCUUACCUUUCUAAGUUUCUUGCCCCAUAUGACAUUGGAAUUUCUUUCACUGCUUUUUCAAUUAACUUAUAUAGCUAUUUUUUUAAAUUUCUUUCAGGAUGUUAAAAUAUAUGGCCAUUUAAAAUUAUUUUCCCAGAUUGCAAGACUGCAGUAGCAAACAGACAAGGGUCACUUUUCUAAGCUGGUUAUAUUUAAAUAAUUCAAACUUUACAAGUAGUACUACAGUUCAAGAAUCAUGCUUCCCAAAGGAAAUGCUGGGAAGGAAGUCUCACAAAAAUUUUCUGCAUAUUUACCUGCAUUUCAAGAUAUUUUUGAUGAAGAAUCUUUCUACAUAUUUGCAUUUUGUCUCACUUUAGUAGCAUUUAUUUUUGCUUUUGUGGCAUCUCGUUAUGUGAAAAUUAAGGAUGCAGGACAUCUGGACUAAAAUGUUAAAUUAAGGAAAUGUAAUUUACUAGCAAUAUUACAUAAAUUCAAAGUAAUUUCUUUGACUUUUAUGUUUGUUUAUCAAAAUGAUAUGGUUCUUUUUUUUUCUUUUUUUUUUAUGAAGGGAACUCUCUCAGAUCUAUUUUUUAUUGCUCCACAAUUAAAUUUUAAAUUAAAAUAAAGAAUUAGAUAGCUAUGGUUUUCUGAUUAAUCUAAAAUAUUUUGUAUAUUAUUUUUACCCAAAGUGGCAUUAUUCUUGCAUUAAGAACAUAAUAUUUUUGUAACUGGAAGAUGCAAAUGCAAUAUAAAAUUUACUUCUCAAAUUUAAAAAUGAAAUUAACUUAUUUUGAUGUGCAAUAUUGUUAUUUUUGUUAUUAGCUUAAAUGGUUUUAUUCACAAGAGAUAAAAUUAUUUCACAGUUGGGUAAAUCAAAGCUCAGCUUGGUACAGUAUACUAUAUUUAACAGCUUUGUUUGUUUCUAUCCUUAGUAAAUCUUUAACUUACCUUGAAGACCCUAUAAUUAUUUGAAUUUUAUUGUGCAAUAUAUUUAUAACAAGUACUCUUUUCAGUACUGUUUUUCAUUUGAUAUUACUUACCCCUAGACUUAAAUGAAGCCUUUGAUGUUCACAUUUAAGGCUAGACUGAGAUGAUCUGUACCUUAACUGAUAGAACUGAGUUUUCUCAAAUUAAAAGUUUACAAAAUCAAAAUUAUUGUCGUAUCUCUUUUAUUACUAGUAGUAUCGCAAUGGGAAUCAUUUUCAAACAAUGAUCCUUAGUUGUUUUGGGUAGAGCCAGUGAAUUAAAAGAAUACAAUAGUAAUAUUGAAGUAACAACUUAGGGUUUUGAAACAUGACCCUGGCUAAAUGGAAUCCUACAAAUUGACAAACAAAUUUCUUCUUUCAGAUGCAUUGGCAUCUUAUUCAAGCGUGUUUAGUACCACAUGCAUCAUGCAAUAACAUAACUGCACAAGCUGGCAAUCACUUUCUUUUUAAAUCUCACAACUUAUUUCUUUGUUGAAGAAAGUAAUGCACUGAAAAUAAACUUGUCAUCAACUUUUGGACUGUGAUGAGGUUUGAACUUGUGUAAUGAUGUGAGCUUGUCUUAUGAAUUUGUUUUAAGAAGUGUCAUGUUUGUUUUAUAAUUUAAAAACUAAUCAACCGUAGGAAAAGAUAUUGAUAGAGUAAACAAUUUCAUAACUUUAUUCAUUAUUUAAAAGUUUAACAAACUGAAAUUAUGCACAAAUUUAUAAAAAUUACACAGUAAUUCUAAUCCUGAUUUGCACAUAAAGUAGUUUAACUAAUAUUAUCAUAAUGCUUAAAAAUCAAUAAAGAUUGUAAUACUAUUUUUUUUAUUCAUAUUGGAUAAUUUGAUUAUUUUUGAAAUUUUAAGAAAUAUAAAAUGAUUAACACACAUUCGGCACCAAACCCAAUAUCAAAAAACAAUGGUCUAGUGUCAAGCAAAAUAUGCCAGGGGUAUCUAAAAAUACAACCUAUUCGUUGCAUUUAUUUCAAUUAAAAUAUAAAAAAAGACUAAUAUUGAUCAAAGGUUAUACAAUAUUUAGUAAUGUAAUUUCAAAUAUAAUUCAUUUAUUAAUUAACACUUGGUAACUUUUUAAAAAAAAAUCAAGGUUAAAAUUAUAGAAGCUAACCAAAUUUGAUAGGAUAUAUUUGUGGUUUAAUAAGUUAAAUGGUACUUUGGCUUUAUUCUUGAUAAAAUUUAAAUAUCCCUAACUUUGAGUUUAAAAACCAUAUUUGUAUGAAUCCUAUUGAUCUACAAAACAAAUGAUCAAUAUUUAUUGAUAACAAAAAUACUUUAACCUUAGUCGUCUUGUCUCGUCUUGUCUCAUACUACGUAAACAAUAUUUUCUUUCUAUGUUACAAUGGAAAGCAGUCGCUACCUCUUGCAAGAAAAAUUAAAAUAUUUGAAUUUUUAAAGAUCUGUAAAUAGACAUGCAUUAAGUAGCAAUUUACAUAUUGCGAUAUAAGCUUUAACUAACUACCAGAUUAUUUUUACAAAACAUUGAUAAGUCAAUCAUUUUAAAUUAUGGAUGGGUGAUUCCUCCUUUCCUGUCUUUUUUUCAGGCCUUAAUAUAUCUUACACUAUUUAUUUAUUCAAACUGCUUGAACACAGUCCCCCAUAUAUAUUAUUCUCCAUAUUGUUACGUUCAAAAUAACCAACGCUGGUGAUCUUGCAAAAAUGGUUGAAAGUUACACACCCAUUGAUGAAAGAGACCCUUUAACAUUUUAAUUCCCACAAAUGAUUGAAGCUUCAAAAAUGAAAACAAAAAAUAGUAAUUAAAAUACUGACUCAAUUCUUGCAAAAAAACAUUAACUGUUUUCCCUCAAAUAACAUAAGUCAAAUUUAAACAAAAUAAUCUCAUUCCAAAAAUCAUAAAUGCAUCUUUAGCCUUACAAAAAUAUUACAGAAAUAUUUUAUAUGCCUUGAACUUGAAUACCCCUACCUUGUAUAUAUAAUGAAAAAAAAACUUAACACGUAACUAACCCUGUUAAGUCAAAUGAUAUGUUGAUAUGGUUAACUUGAAUAAGAGAUGGCACAAUGAGAUUCACAGAGGGUGACUUAAGUAUGACAACAUGAAGUAACCCUUCCAAAAAUCACUUGAAUACAAAUUCAUAAAGCAUUUUGUUGAUUAAUUAUAAAAUGAUAUCAGUGAUCAGUUAAAAUAUUAGAUCAAUUUUGUUUAACCAUUUAGUUUUCAUAAAG
Messenger RNA from Lymnaea stagnalis (great pond snail), 4845 nucleotides. NCBI's taxonomy places the organism in Eukaryota, Metazoa, Mollusca, Gastropoda, Lymnaeidae. The record is from the annotation of a GenBank genome assembly.